This is a messenger RNA of Nezara viridula (southern green stink bug), 3802 nucleotides long. Lineage: Eukaryota; Metazoa; Arthropoda; Insecta; Hemiptera; Pentatomidae. The record is from the annotation of a GenBank genome assembly.
UUACUGUAUUUGCAGUCUGUUUAUAUAAGAUACGCUCAGAGCCGGUGCUGUCAGUUUGUGACCUUGCGUCUCCUCAGCGAUAUCUCUCUAGCCAUGGUUCAACCCAGAGUUGCUGUUGUAACUGGAUCCAAUAAAGGAAUCGGUUUUGGGAUUGUCAGGAAUCUUUGUAAACAAUUCGAUGGUAUAGUGUAUUUAACUGCUAGAGACGUAGGAAGGGGUAAAAAGGCUGUAGAAGAGUUGAACAAGUUGGGCUUAAAACCUGAAUUCCACCAAUUGGAGAUCGAUGAUGCUGACAGUGUCGCCAACUUUGCUGAAUUCAUUAGGAAGAAGCAUGGUGGAAUCGAUAUACUGGUUAACAACGCCGCCAUUGCUUACAAGCAUGAUGCACCCGAACCAUUUGGAGAACAAGCUGAAGUAACAUUAAGAGUGAAUUUCUUUGCUCUUAUAAACGUCUGCAAUGCUCUUUUCCCGCUCCUUCGACCUCAUGCUCGUGUGGUUAAUGUUUCUAGUGCUUUAGGUUUCCUGGGGAGGGUACCCGGCGAGGACCUGAGGAAGACUUUAGGCGAUCCUAACCUGACUCUGAAAGAUCUGACAAAUCUAAUAAACCAGUUUAUCUCAAAAGCGAAGGCUGGAACUCAUACAGAAGCUGGCUGGCAGAAUUCCGCUUACGGUGUGUCCAAAGUUGCAGUCAGCGCUUUGACGAGAAUCCAACACCGGGAAUUCUUAGAGGACUCCAGAGAAGACAUUGUUAUUAACCAUGUCCACCCAGGUUACGUAAUUACUGACAUGUCGAGUCAACAAGGACUUCUAACUGUAGAGCAAGGUGCAGACGCUCCGACAUAUGCAGCUUUGCUACCAGCUGGUACAACGUCGCCAAAAGGGGAUUUUCUUUGGCACGACCGUAAAAUUAUAGAUUGCUUGGGUUUAAAACCAGAAUUCCACCAAUUGGAUAUCGAUGAUUCUCACAGUGUCGCCAACUUUGCUGAAUUCAUUAGGAAGACGCAUGGUGGAAUCGAUAUACUGGUUAACAACGCCGCCAUUGCUUACAAGAAAGAUGCACGUGAACCGUUUGGAGAACAAGCUGAAGUAACUUUAAGAGUGAAUUUCUUUGGUCUUAUAAAUGUCUGCAAUGCUCUUUUCCCGCUCCUUCGACCUCACGCUCGUGUGGUUAAUGUUUCCAGUGCUUCAGGUUUCCUGGGGAGGGUACCCGGCGAGGACCUGAGGAAGACUUUAGGCGAUCCUAACCUAACUUUGAAAGAUCUGACAAAUCUAAUAAACCAGUUUAUCUCAAAAGCGAAGGCUGGAACUCAUACAGAAGCUGGCUGGCAGAAUUCCGCUUACGGUGUGUCCAAAGUUGCAGUCAGCGCUUUGACGAGAAUCCAAAACCGGGAAUUCUUAGAGGACUCUAGAGAAGACAUUGUUAUUAACCAUGUCCACCCAGGUUACGUAGUUACUGACAUGUCGAGUCAACAAGGACUUCUAACUGUAGAGCAAGGUGCAGACGUUCCGACAUAUGCAGCUUUGCUACCAGCUGGUGUAAAACCAGCUUAUUCAGUUUGGAAAUUGUUGAGAUUGAAAGGUGUUAAAUUAUUUCCUACUUAUUUGAGAAACCAUAGUUUAGGUAUGGAAGUGGAAGAACCAAUUCCUCCCAAAGUAGCCAUCCUGGGUUUGAAACCAGAAUUCCACCAAUUGGAUAUUGAUGAUGCUCAAAGUAUCACUGAUUUUGCCAAUUUCAUCAAGAAGACUCAUGGAGGAAUCGAUGUACUGGUCAACAAUGCUGCGAUUGCUUACAAGAAUGAUGCCACUGAACCCUUUGGAGAACAGGCUGAAGUGACCUUAAGAAUAAAUUUUUUUGAUUUAAUUAAUAUUUGUUCAGCUCUGUUUCCGUUUCUUCGGCCACAUGCUCGUGUUGUUAAUUUGUCUAGUUCUGCUGGCUUUUUGCAAAGGAUUCCUGGUGACAAACUGAGAGAAAAGUUUGCAAAUCCUCAACUAUCACGAAAUCAUCUGAUCCGUCUUAUGAACGAGUUUGUUAUAGAAGCGAAAGCCGGAACACAUGCUAAUACUGGCUGGCCAGAUUCUGCUUACUGUGUUUCUAAAGUUGGAGUUAGUGCUUUGACGAGGAUUCAGCAGCAAGAAUUCUUGAAGGACUCUCGGGAAGAUAUUAUAGUUAACCACGUCCAUCCAGGGUAUGUCGAUACCGAUAUGACAAGUCACAAGGGACCACUAACAAUCGAAGAAGGAGCGGAUGCCCCAACUUACCUAGCUCUCUUACCACCCAAUAUAGAAUCGCCAAGAGGAGAUUACAUUUGGUUCAACCGUGAGAUAGUAGACUGGGUAAACGGACCGCUGGGUCUGAAACCAGGAUUCCACCAAUUGGACGUCGAUGAUCCUGAAAGCAUCACCAAUUUUGCCGAGUUCAUCAAAACUACUCACGGUGGAAUUGACGUAUUAGUCAACAAUGCUGCGAUUGGGUUCCCGCGUGACGCCCCGGAACCAUUUGGAGAACAGGCGGAAAUAACUUUGAGAGUGAACUUCUUCGCUGUGAUUGAUGUCUGCAAUGCUCUUUUCCCGCUCCUUCGACCUCACGCUCGUGGCUCCGGGCGACCAUUAAUGGAUAUUGAGAAAGCUGUUGAAUCAUAUCCGUCCACGAAUACUCGCGAACUUGCCAUAGAGUGUGUUGUGUCGAAAGAUACUGUUACUCUCCAUGAGGAAGUUGAAAAAGAGCAAAAAGCAAAAGCUGGAACACAUCUUGAGGCUGGCUGGCUGAAUUCCGCUUAUUCUGUAUCCAAGGUUGCAGUUAGCGCCUUAACCAGGAUUCAACAUCGGCAGUUCUUGGAGGACCCUCGAGAAGAUAUCGUCAUCAAUCACAUCCACCCAGGAUAUGUUGAUACCGAUUUAACCAAUCAUAAAGGACCCCUUACUAUCGAGCAAGGUGCCGAUGCCCCAACCUACGCAGCACUCUUACCGCCAGGCACAACAUCACCGAAAGGAGAUUUAAUUUGGUAUACUAGAGAAAUAGUUGACUGGGUGAAUGGGCCUACUCCGAAGUCUUAAAUUGUUCCUUGUAUUGUACCUUAUUUGUUUUAUGAAUGAAUUUCUGUGAUAAAAAUGUUAUGCAUAUUAAAAAUGUUUAUUGUAGAGUUUUUAUUAUAUUUUUUUAUGAAUUGAGUCGUUGUUCUCAAUGACUUCGAAAUGGAAAGCUUCAUUUUUCCAGCGCGUUAGAAUUCGAAAAAAAAAAUUAGAUAAUGUUUGUUCAAUUUAUUUAUUUUUUUCAAAUUCUAACUCCCUGCAAGAAUGUAGCUUUAAACCCUGAAAGAGAAUAUAUAAGCGGAUUAGAGGUCUCCAUUUGUGGGUAGCAUAGUGUAAGUUCUCUUUCAAAAAUUUUUCAAGGGGCACAUUUUUAUGAGAUUAUGAAUUUUGUUUUGCCGACUAUGAAAUGUUGCCUUCCACUUAGACGAUUUCACAUGUUCCUUACGAAGACAAUUAACAAGGUCAAUAUGGUGCUAUGAAAGGCAAAGCUGAUGAGAGUAUGUGUGGACUCAGAACAGAGGAAUUGGGGAGGAGGGGGACGAUGUCCAUGUUCCUGCACUUCGACAUAUCCGCCUUCCACAGCGUCUGGUGCCCACUGGUACUCUAACAGUAGCAGAAAUAUAAUGUUCUCAGCAACCUUUACGCCUUCUUACGGAGCUAUCUUUUAGGACAAGGUUAGAAGCAGUUCCUUCGAAACUGAAUCUUCCAUGGAGAGGGUAUGCGCAUACAGAUCGAUAGUAGACCCCGCUUUGUGGUAGCUAGUUUCUGAGAG